Caenorhabditis elegans is the source of this 1686-nucleotide messenger RNA. It is a transcript of the gene glr-9, whose product is annotated as Solute-binding protein family 3/N-terminal domain-containing protein. Bases 4 to 1467 code for a protein of 487 amino acids. NCBI's taxonomy places the organism in Eukaryota, Metazoa, Nematoda, Chromadorea, Rhabditida, Rhabditidae. The record is from RefSeq and is marked reviewed. The transcript is spliced from 10 exons.
GAAAUGUCUACUCGACGACAACUCCGUGUCGUUCUUGCUCGAAAUCCGCCAGAUGCUUUUGCAAAUUGUCCAUUAUUCCCGACUCUUGAUGUCAUUUUACAAUGUCCGUUUCCCGGAUGGACCAUGGAGGUUCUCAAAAUGAUAACGGACUCUUUGAAAUGGGAAAUAAUACCUGUGGUUACACCGACUAUUGUUGGAGGACUCGAUUGGGGAACAUUGCAGAAAAAUGGAACUUGGAGUGGAGUACUUGGUUAUUUGCAAAACGGAACUGCCGACGCAGUUGCUCUUAUGUAUCAGAAAACUGACACCAGAAACGAAUACUUUGAGUAUUCCUACCCGGUAACUAAUGUUCAACCGGUAUUCGUAGCUCGAAAAAAGACUGAAACUCUCGGAUCCGUACUGUGGAAUGCUUUCAAACCAUUUUCAGUUGAAGUCUGGCUUUGCUUGCUUGCAAGCCUUGUGCUAAAUCUUCUCAUAAUGAUUGCCAUCAGUGGAAUUGAAUUCAAAUUGUUAUUCAGAAGUCGGUUCAGACCUUGGGAGAUGCUCUGGCAUGUAGUCCAAUUGCAACUCGACGAAAAAAGUGAUGACAUGUUAUUCUACACCCUGUCUGGCAAUAUUGUCCUAUUUGUUUUUGCACUUUUACAAUCGGGAAUACUAAUUGAAGUGUACAAAGGUAUGCUUCUCACUGCACUUAUUACUUCAAAUGGAGAUAAUCCAUUCGCAAAUGCUGAUGAAAUGAUCAAGCUUAUUGGAGAGAAAAAGUAUCAUCUAACUACAAACUACAUGGGAAAUUGGUACUUUGAUGAUCUUCAACAUUCCGAUCAGCAACAUUUCGUGAGCCUCCGAGCUGCGACUGCUUCUAAUCCAGUUAUCCCGGCUGCAAGUGUCUCUGCUGCACUUGAUCUGGUAGAUUCUGGAAAGUAUAUCUACCCGAUUCAACAAGAUUCUCUGGCAAUGCAAAUGAGUAAAGAACGAUGUAAUUACGUGUAUGUUAGUGAUGGAAUGCCCCAAGUCUCCUCGUUUUUUGUAUUUACCAAAAAUUUUAGUGGAAUCGCUGAGUUUAACACUCAGAUUAUUAUGAAUCAGGCGUUUAUACAACGAACGUUCAAUAAAUAUUUCAAUGAGGGCUUCAAACUGGGUUUUAUUCCAAAAUGUGAAGUAACUGAACCAACUGCUUCGGAUGCAACAAAACCAUUGGAUAUUGAGUCCGUGAUUGGUGUAUUUACAAUUGGAGCAUUGGGGGUUGCUGCUUCUCUAAUGGUUUUUGUUUUUGAGAUAUACCACUACUGGCAUGUUCGUAUCCUUGCCCGUCGUGCCCGUAUGCGUGAUCCAUGGAAUGUACGUAACCUGGCACGUAUUGCCCAAAUACAUUUCACGACACACGAGCAAUAUUCGGACAUUGAUGUUAUGCGUCUCGUUGAUGCAUUUAAUGCCACUUCAUCGUCAUCCGAUACCUCCACAUUGUGAAAUCUUUACUUAUUGAUGAUUCAUUUAUUUACAUUUGUUAAACACUUUUUAAUGUUUGUGUCACAUGAUUCAUCCUCUCCGAGACACACUCUCUCUACUUAUAAUCCUUCCUCUCCACCCUUCGACAAGUUAUCAGUUCAACCAUUUUCGGCACUUAUUUUCAUCAGUUUGAUGGAAUUUUAAACUCUUUUUGAUUUGUAAUACAUUUUGCUCUGAAAU